Molecule: messenger RNA, 6369 nt
Organism: Penicillium bovifimosum
Lineage: Eukaryota; Fungi; Ascomycota; Eurotiomycetes; Eurotiales; Aspergillaceae
Product: glutamate synthase (NADH)
Exons: 6
Coding region: 1-6369 (2122 amino acids)
Molecular function (GO): iron-sulfur cluster binding; FMN binding; iron ion binding
Source: RefSeq, a predicted model, not a curated record
AUGGGUCUAAAUUUGGAGGAGCUCUAUGGCAAAAAUUUAAGUGAAGAACAGGCUCCGCACGAGUAUUCCCAGUACCAACCCAAAAAGGGCUAUGGCUGGGCCAAUGCCUUGCCGGAGCGGCAAGGUCUGUAUGAUCCUGAGUACGAGAAGGAUGCCUGCGGUGUAGGCUUCGCAGCUCACAUCAAGGGAAAAGCAAGCCACAAGAUUGUUAGCGAUGCCCGCAAUCUUUUGUGCAACAUGACCCACCGAGGAGCCGUUGGCUCUGACGCACGGGACGGUGAUGGUGCUGGUGUGAUGACCAGUAUUCCCCACAAGUUCUUCAUCAAGAAUUUCGCCCGCGAGGUGGGUGUGGAGCUUCCCCCGCUGGGUCAAUAUGCAGUCGGCAACUUGUUCUUCAAGCCCGAUGAGGAGGCACUCAAGCAGUCCAUAGCCAGCUUUGAGGAAUUGGCCUCAACUCUAGGCUUGCGUGUUCUUGGAUGGCGUGAGGUUCCCCGAGACUCGACUAUCCUCGGUCCCGCUGCUCUUUCCCGAGAGCCCAUCAUUAUGCAGCCCUUUGUCGUGCUGAAAUCGGCAUACGGUGAAGGCAACAGGCCGGAGAUCACUGACACAGAAAAAUUCGACGCCAGAACCUUCGAGCUCCAGCUGUAUGUUCUACGGAAGCGCGCUACUCAUGUCAUCGGCCUCGGAAAUUGGUUCUAUCUGUGUUCGCUCAGCAACCGGAACAUCGUAUACAAGGGUCAGCUCUCCCCCGUGCAGGUCUACACAUACUACCAUGAUUUGGUGAACGUGGACUAUGAGGGUCACUUUGCUCUGGUACACUCGCGAUUCUCCACGAACACAUUCCCUUCCUGGGACCGCGCCCAACCCCUCCGAUGGGCCGCUCACAACGGUGAAAUCAACACCUUGCGAGGAAACAAAAACUGGAUGCGCGCACGGGAGGGUGUCCUUCGGUCAGAGGUCUUCGGUGACGAGCUCGACCAGCUUUAUCCCAUUGUUGAGGAUGGCGGUUCCGACUCGGCUGCGUUCGAUAACGUGCUUGAACUACUGAUGAUCAACGGCGUCCUGUCUCUUCCCGAGGCAGUAAUGAUUAUGAUUCCGGAGGCCUGGCAGGACAACCCAGCCAUGGACCCCGCCAAGUCCGCUUUCUACGAGUGGGCUGCGUGUCAGAUGGAACCCUGGGAUGGUCCGGCCCUGUUCACGUUCUCCGAUGGACGCUACUGCGGUGCUAACCUGGACCGCAACGGCCUGCGUCCGUGCCGUUUCUACGUAAUGGACGAUGACCGCAUUGUCUGCGCUUCUGAGGUCGGCGCUAUCGAUAUCGACCCCGAGAGAGUCAUUCAAAAGGGCCGCCUACAGCCUGGAAAGAUGCUGUUGGUGGAUACCGUGGCUGGGCGCAUCAUUGAUGAUGCUGAACUCAAGCAGACAGUCGCCCGGCGCCAGGACUUUGCUGGUUGGCUGGACAAGGAGCUUCUGAAGCUCCCUGCUAUCAAUAAACUGCUGCUUGACUCGAACGUGGACCUUUCUUUCGCUCUGGACGACAACACCAUCCAGAACGACCCUCGCCUCCGAGUGUUCGGGUACUCGUUCGAACAGGUCAGCUUGAUUCUUGGCCCGAUGGCCGCAGACUCCAAGGAAGCCCUGGGCUCUAUGGGUAACGAUGCUCCUUUGGCCUGCAUUUCUCAGCAGCCUCGUCUGCUCUACGAGUACUUCCGCCAGCUCUUUGCUCAGGUGACCAACCCUCCUAUUGAUCCUAUCAGAGAGGCUGUGGUCAUGUCUCUUGAAUGUUACGUCGGUCCUCAGGGAAACCUGCUGGCAAUGGACCCCUCACAAUGCCACCGUCUGCUGUUGCCUUCUCCCAUCCUGAGCAUCCCGGAAUUCAACGCUCUGAAAAACGUCAACCUGGCUCACAAGGACUGGACCGUGCGUACUAUCGACAUCACCUUCGAGAAGAGCAAGGGCACUGCUGGCUACAUUGAAGCGCUCGAUUCCAUCUGCGAUGCUGCCACCGAAGCCAUCGAGAAUGGCGAUAAGGUCAUCAUUCUCUCCGACCGCGCGACAUCUGCCACCCGUGUUCCGGUAUCCGCCUUGCUGGCUACCGGUUUGGUGCACCACCAUCUCGUCCGCAACAAGUGGAGGUCGCUCGCUGCUAUCGCAGUGGAAACCGCUGAGGCUCGCGAGGUCCACCACCACUGUGUUCUGCUCGGAUAUGGUGCAGAUGCGAUCAACCCUUAUAUGGCCUUGGAAUGCAUUCUCAAGAUGAACCGGGAGAAACUGUUCCGCAAGGACAUCUCCGACGAGAAGGUUGUACAGAACUACAAGUCAUCAUGUGACGGUGGUAUCCUCAAGGUUAUGAGUAAGAUGGGUAUCUCUACUCUCCAGUCUUACAAGGGUGCGCAGAUCUUCGAAGCCCUCGGUAUUGAUGACAGCGUUAUCGACCGCUGCUUUGCUGGCACUGCCAGUCGCAUCCGUGGUAUCACAUUCGAUUUGAUUGCCCAGGAUGCUUUCGCCUUCCACGAGCGCGGUUACCCUUCACGCCCAAUUGUCGAAGUGCCCGGUUUGCCGGAAUCCGGCGAGUAUCACUGGCGUGAUGGAGGCGAAGCCCACAUCAACGAUCCCACCAGCAUUGCCAAUGUGCAGGAUGCCGUUCGCACUAAGAACGACAAGUCCUACGAGGCAUACGCCAAGUCCGCACACGAGUCCAUCAAGAACUGCACACUGCGUGGAAUGCUCGACUUCGAUUUUGAUCAACGGAGCCCUAUCCCCAUUGACCAAGUCGAGCCCUGGACUGAAAUUGUCCGCCGCUUUGUGACCGGUGCCAUGUCCUACGGAUCCAUCUCCAUGGAGUCCCACUCUACUUUGGCCAUCGCCAUGAACCGCUUGGGCGGCAAGUCCAACACUGGUGAGGGUGGUGAAGAUGCCGAGCGUAGCAAGAGAAUGGAGAACGGCGACACCAUGCGGUCGGCCAUCAAGCAGAUUGCCUCUGGUCGUUUCGGUGUCACAUCGAACUACUUGGCUGAUGCUGAUGAGCUGCAGAUCAAGAUGGCUCAGGGUGCCAAGCCCGGUGAGGGUGGUGAGCUGCCUGGCCACAAGGUCGUCGGCCCCAUCGCUCGCACUCGACACUCCACCCCUGGAGUCGGCCUUAUCUCCCCUCCCCCUCACCACGACAUUUACUCGAUUGAGGAUCUGAAGCAGUUGAUCUACGAUCUCAAGUGCUCCAAUCCUAGAGCUCGUGUCUCCGUCAAGCUCGUGUCCGAGGUUGGUGUGGGUAUUGUCGCCUCUGGUGUGGCCAAGGCUAAGGCUGAUCACAUCUUGAUCUCUGGCCAUGAUGGUGGUACUGGUGCCUCGCGCUGGACUGGUAUCAAGUACGCUGGUCUUCCUUGGGAGUUGGGUCUCGCAGAGACCCACCAGACUCUCGUCUUGAACGAUCUUCGUGGUCGUGUUGUCGUCCAAACCGAUGGCCAAAUCCGUACUGGCCGUGAUCUCGCCAUUGCCUGUCUUCUUGGUGCUGAAGAAUACGGCUUUGCUACGACUCCGUUGAUCGCGAUGGGAUGUAUUAUGAUGAGGAAAUGUCAUCUGAAUACCUGCCCCGUUGGUAUUGCCACUCAGGACCCCGAACUGAGAAAGAAGUUCCAAGGUACACCGGAGCAUGUCAUCAACUUCUUCUUCUAUGUCGCCAAUGAGAUGCGUGCUAUCAUGGCAAAACUGGGCAUUCGCUCCGUCAACGAGAUGGUUGGUCGCGCCGAGCUGCUUAAGGUCCGGGACGAUAUUCGCAAUGUCAAGCAAGAGCGCAUUGACCUGUCGCUUAUCCUGACUCCUGCCCACUCGCUUCGUCCUGGGGUCGCUACCUACAAUGUCCGCAAGCAGGAUCAUCGCCUUCACACUCGCUUGGAUAACAAGCUGAUCGCUGAGUCGGAGCUUGCUCUCGAGAAGGGUCUUCCCUGCCGAAUUGAGUGUGAUAUUGUCAACACUGAUCGUGCUCUGGGAGCUACCCUCUCCUACCAAAUCAGCAGACGUUAUGGUGAAGCCGGUCUUCCCCAAGACACCAUUCACGCGAACAUCAAGGGCUCUGCUGGUCAAUCCUUCGGUGCUUACCUCGCACCUGGUGUGACCCUUGAGCUUGAGGGUGACGCCAACGACUAUGUCGGCAAGGGUCUGUCUGGUGGCCGUCUCAUUGUUUAUCCCCCUCGUGGAGCCGCUUUCAAGGCUGAAGAGAACGUCAUUGUAGGUAACACCUGUCUCUAUGGUGCUACCCGCGGAACUUGCUACUUCCGUGGUAUGGCUGCUGAGCGUUUCGCCGUCCGCAACUCCGGUGCCACCGUUGUGGUUGAAGGCGUUGGUGACCACGGAUGUGAGUACAUGACUGGUGGUCGUGUACUCAACCUCGGACCCACUGGCCGCAACUUCGCUGCUGGUAUGUCUGGUGGUAUUGCUUACGUCCUGGACAAGAACCAAGACUUCCAUUCUAAGGUCAACUUGGAGAUGGUUGAGAUCUCCGGCAUUGAGGACCCUGCAGAGAUUGCCUUUGUUCGUGGCCUGAUCGAAGACCACCACCAUUACACUGGCUCUGAGCUGGCUGCUCGCAUUCUGCUCGACUUUACCCGUGCUCUUCCUCACUUCGUCAAGGUCCUACCUACUGACUACAAGCGUGUGAUGGAGGAAGAGGCUGCUAAGGCGGAAGCUGCUAAGAAGGCUGAAUUCACCCUUCCUCAGCUUCCCGGUGCACCUGUCAAGGCCGAGAAGGCCAAAGCGGAUGAUUCUAAGAAGACCGAUCUGCUGGACAUCGAAGACAGCAUCAGCGACUCAAAGACUGAGAAGAAGCGAUCCGCAUUGAUUCUGGACAAGACUAGAGGCUUCAUGAAGUACAGCCGCCGCAGUGAGAAGUAUCGCAAUGCGACAACCCGUACUCGUGAUUGGGGUGAGAUCUCCAGCCGCCUCAGCGAGGACGAACUCAAAUACCAGUCUGCUCGCUGCAUGGACUGCGGCGUGCCCUUCUGUCAGUCUGAUACUGGAUGCCCUAUUUCCAACAUUAUCCCCAAAUGGAACGAAUUGGUCUUCGCUAACCAAUGGCGGGAAGCUUUGAAUCGUCUGCUCAUGACUAACAACUUCCCUGAGUUUACUGGUCGUGUCUGCCCGGCACCUUGUGAGGGCGCAUGUGUCUUGGGCAUCAACGAAGAUCCCGUUGGAAUCAAAUCCAUUGAGUGCGCAAUCAUUGACCGUGGAUUCGAGAUGGGCUGGAUGGUACCCACCCCGCCUCCCACCCGAACUGGAAAGACCGUUGCGAUCAUUGGAUCCGGACCCGCUGGUCUGGCUGCUGCUGAUCAGCUCAACCGCGCUGGUCACACUGUCACUGUUUACGAGCGUGCCGACCGAUUCGGCGGUCUCCUGAUGUAUGGUAUUCCCAACAUGAAGCUUGACAAGAAGAUCGUUCAGCGCCGUGUCGACCUGAUGGCCGCUGAGGGUAUCAAGUUCGUUGCGGGCACUUCGGUCGGUCCCGACUCCGAGGUAUCCCUGCAAUCCCUUCGGGCCACCAACGACGCUGUCAUCAUCGCCACUGGUGCCACUGUUGCGCGUGACCUCAAGGUCACUGGCCGUGAAUUGGAUGGUGUGCACUUUGCCAUGCAAUUCUUGCACAAGAACACCAAGUCCCUCCUUGACUCCGAACUUUCGGAUGGCGAAUAUAUUUCUGCCAAAGACAAGCACGUCGUCGUCAUCGGUGGUGGUGAUACCGGUAAUGAUUGUAUCGGUACCUCCGUCCGUCAUGGUGCGAAGUCGGUGACCAACUUCGAGUUGUUGCCUCAGCCUCCACCAGAGCGUGCCCGUGACAACCCCUGGCCCCAGUGGCCCCGUAUCUACCGUGUCGACUACGGUCACACCGAAGUCAAGACGCACAUGGGCAAGGACCCCCGUGAGUACUGUGUCAUGUCGACCGAGUUUGUCGAUGAUGGCAACAACCGCGUCAAGGGCAUCAACACCGUCCGUGUCGAAUGGACCAAGAGCGCCACUGGCGGUUGGGACAUGAAGACCGUCGAAGGCAGCGAGCAGUUCUUCCCCGCUGACCUUGUUCUCCUCUCCAUGGGAUUCUUGGGUCCGGAGGACCGUCUACUUGGUGACGAGAUUGAGCGUGACCCCCGCAAGAACGUCAAGACCCCUCCAGGACACUAUUCAACCAACAUUCCCGGCGUCUAUGCGGCAGGUGACUGCCGCCGUGGACAAUCCUUGAUUGUCUGGGGUAUCAACGAAGGUCGCCAGUGUGCUCGUGAGGUGGAUGCUUUCCUCAGCGGAACCAGCUCUCAGCUCCCCGUCACCGGCGGUAUCGUCCGUCGUCCUGCCAUCGACGCCGUUCCCCAGCCUACCGAGGUUGCUGCUUGA